Drosophila nasuta is the source of this 1654-nucleotide messenger RNA. Its product is annotated as facilitated trehalose transporter Tret1-like. Gene Ontology annotation, biological process: transmembrane transport; carbohydrate transport. Bases 156 to 1559 code for a protein of 467 amino acids. Lineage: Eukaryota; Metazoa; Arthropoda; Insecta; Diptera; Drosophilidae. The record is from RefSeq and is a predicted model, not a curated record. Gene Ontology annotation, molecular function: sugar transmembrane transporter activity. Gene Ontology annotation, cellular component: membrane. The transcript has 6 exons.
UUUAGUUCGCCACCAACUACGUUAGUCGCAUAGUUCCGAGAGACUUCUGAUCUCAUCUAUAAGGACGUGCUUGCCAAAGGAUAAUGACUGUCUAAGCUCUUUGGCGUCUAUGAAUCAUUAAGUUGUGUACCAGUAAAUAAAAACAAAGCAUCGCGAUGAGUUCCACAGGCGAUGUUAAAUUUCAAUAUCUUGCCGCCAUUUACGUUAAUAUCGCGUCCAUCUCUUUUGGCGCCUAUUGCGGUUGGCCAUCGGCUAGUUUUCUGGAGUUGGCCGGCGAACAGAGUCCGCUAGAGACUGGACCUUUAACGCAAGGUGAUCAAGGCAGCGUGGCUGCGGUGCUCUGCCUGGGCGGCCUCAUUGGCAAUGUGUUCUUUGUGUGGUUGGCUGAUCGUUGUGGUCGCAAGAACUCGAUGCUGUGGGUAACGUUGCCAUCGCUGUUGGGUUGGGUUCUAAUACCUUUUGCCAGGAACCCCACACAUUUGAUUGUAGCGCGCUUUCUGGGCGGCGCGGCUGGCGGCGGUGUCUUUGGCGUGAUACCCAUUUAUAUAGCCGAGCUGGCCGAAGAUAGUGUUCGCGGAAUUCUGGGCACUUUCCUGGUGCUGACCUGCAACAUUGGCAUUGUGCUUGCCUUUGUGCUCGGCUACUACUUCAACUAUGCCACCGUAUCGUGGAUUGUGGCCACCUUAUCGGUGCUGUUCUUUGUGUGUUUUUGGUUCAUGCCCGAGACGCCGCAGUAUCUGAUGCUAAAACAGAAGACUGAGCAGGCAGAGUGUGCAUUACGCUACUAUCGCAACAUACGCUCACGGCAGUCGAAGGAACUGAGCGAGGAGCUGCAGCUGGAGCUGCACAAGUUGCGUGCGCCCGAACAGAAGGCGGAAAAAGCCAGCGAGGAUGAGGUGGACGAUAAUGCGGUCACAUGGGCGGACUUUGCUAAUCCCACGGCUCGCAAAGCUUUUCUUAUUGGCUUCGGUCUGGUGGCCUCCAAUCAAGGUUGUGGCGUCUUUGCCAUGCUCAACUAUACAGCCAUUAUCUUUGCCCAGUCUGGCUGCAGUAUGGAGCCGACCAUCGCCGCCAUCAUUGUGGGCGUCAUCCAGGUGGUGGGCUCCUAUGUGGCCACUUUGCUAGUGGAGCGUGCUGGCCGCAAAAUGCUGCUACUUAUCUCAGCCGUGGGCAUCUGUCUCAGCCAACUUGUGAUGGGUGCACACAGCUACCUCAAGACCAUUGGCCACGAUACUACCGGCUUUGAUUGGGUGCCCAUUGUUGCCUUCGCGUUCAUGCUCUUCAUUGCCGCAUGCGGACUGUUGACGGUGCCGUUCCUCGCGAUUGCGGAGAUUAUGCCGCCCAAGAUACGCAGCACAGCCAACAUGCUGCUCAUGUCCGUGCUGUGGGUGCUCUCCAUGAUCGCCAUCAAGCUCAUUCCGCUGCUAAUGGAAUCAUUGGGCAUGCAUGGUUCCUUGUUCCUCUUUGCCAGCUUGACGCUUUGCGGCACCCUCUUCAUUGCCAUCUUUGUGCCCGAGACGAAGGGCAAAUCCAUCGAGACCAUUCUGGCCAGCUUGUAGUGAUUUCUUAUAUGUUACUUACUUACUCUGUGUUCUAGCUACUGGCAUUGUUUUAUUUUGUAUUUUUGUUAUCAUUAAAUGUAUUAAGAAUCUUA